Suillus fuscotomentosus is the source of this 1944-nucleotide messenger RNA. RefSeq lists its product as uncharacterized. Lineage: Eukaryota; Fungi; Basidiomycota; Agaricomycetes; Boletales; Suillaceae. The record is from RefSeq and is a predicted model, not a curated record. Gene Ontology annotation, molecular function: protein kinase activity. Gene Ontology annotation, biological process: protein phosphorylation. The transcript has 6 exons. The coding region runs from base 1 to 1944 and encodes 647 amino acids.
AUGGGUAAAGAGAUGAAAGGUUAUUUUGUUGGCCCGAUGCCAGUUGAGGACUUUCUCCAGGAAUUCCUUCCUACUUGUCAAAUUCCCGAUUAUGAUCCCUCGUCCCUCACUUCCGCUGUUGGAGCAUUCAGCGAUAUGCUCUCUGUUAGAAAUGAGGAACAUGCCUAUAUACCUUUUAUUAACGCCAUUAAACCUUUCGCGCCUCAAUUGUCGUUUGUUGACACCCACAUAUUCAAUAUCAAGCCGGACAUCUGCGUGUAUCCUGAUGGAUGUGCACCUUCAUCGCGCAAUUGUGAUGUUUCUACAACAGAAAUUAUCGUCAAAUUCAAAUGGUCUUACUCCCAUGACACAUUUUGCAACCCUUCUGGGGUUGAUAGCGUCGUAUCCAAGACAAAUCGGGGUAUGGACACUCUGGGACAAAUAACUAGCUAUGCUGCAGCUCAGCUCGGCACCCAGUUCUGUACCCACGCAUUCUCUCUCCUGAUUGUACGUGAUCGCGCUCGCAUUAUCAGAUGGGAUAGGGAGGGAGCUAUCGUCACCAGCGCCAUCGACUACAAUAACGAGCCAUAUUUGGCUGACUUCUUUCAUCGUUACGCACGAGCAUCACCUGAAAUGCGUGGUGUUGACACUUCUGUAACACUUGCUGGCGACGAGGAGGCUGACCUCACAAGGUCACGGCUCAAUAUUCCCAGUACCACUCGUAUGUUCAAACUCGAUAUCCCUAGUGUUGAGGGCCCCGGCUCGCUUACAUUAAUCGUUCCUCAACCUCUUACAAGAUCUUACUCGCCUGUUGGCCGCUGGACCCGUGCGUGUCCAGCAUUCGACCUUAUCAACAAGAAGGUCGUAAUGUUCAAGGACUCUUGGCGGGUAUCAUUACCCGAUGUUUUAUUGGAAGGCGAGACCUAUAAAUUAUUGCAUUUGCACAAUGUUUACAAUAUCGCAAACUGCAUCACAUAUCAUGACGUACCCCCCUCUAUCGCUCAGCAAUCUACUCAAACUGCCAAGUUCGGAUGCACUAAUUCUCAUCAACUUAUUCUGGCUGUGCGUGAUGCACUGAUUGCUCAUAAGGAAGCAUUCGAACUUGCAAAGGUGCUACAUCGAGACCUCAGUGUCAGAAAUGUCGUCAUCUACAAAGGGCAGGGCUACCUCAUCGAUUGGGACUUGGCAAAGUUAAUCAAUAUUCAGGGUCCCCGGCAAACAACACACACGGGAACCUGGCAAUUCAUGUCUGUGUACCUCGUUGAACAUAAAUACGCGAUACACUCGGUCAAGGAUGAUCUUGAGUCGAGCUUUUAUGUCAUUCUGUGGAUGGCUCUUAUGUACAAGGAGAUGUACAUGGACAUCGUUCGCCAGACAUCACUCGCAACACAGGUCUUCGAAACCAAUCCCAGAUCAUCUUCAAAAGCGGAUUGGCUAGUCGGGAGAAGCAACCUUCCAAACAUCAUGUUUGUCGACUGCAAACUGCUCGAUGGUCUUAUACAUGCACUUGCCAAAUUCUUCUCACAUCGGUACACUCAGAUUACCGACCAUCAGCAAAUGAUAUUUGAUAAGUUCCGGCUUGCAUAUGAGAAUGCAAUGCAAGAAGUCCCUAUCACACAAGAUUUGCUGAUAGCUGCACAUGGGAUCAUGACUGACUCCCCUGUCUACAAGAAGGAGAUGGGUAUGAAGGUCCUGGACUCACACGACACUGUGAUAGACAUUUUCAACAAGCAGCUUGAUUUAUCCAGUUGGCCUGUCAAAGAUGCCGCCGUGCUGCAAAAACUCGAGCACGAGGAGAAGUACGAGCCAGGCUUGUUCACCAAGUCUCAGUCACUAUUAGGCUCGGGGGUAGAAAUCACCUUGUCUGGCAAGAGGCGUAGGCUAGAUAAUGCAGAUGCUGACGAGGGUGAUGGUGAUUGCAGCUCGCUAACUGGUCUGGGUGGUGCAUUGACAUCCCUUCCUUAA